This is a messenger RNA of Staurois parvus, 510 nucleotides long. NCBI's taxonomy places the organism in Eukaryota, Metazoa, Chordata, Amphibia, Anura, Ranidae. The record is from the annotation of a GenBank genome assembly.
CCAUGUUCUGUGUACUGUGGGAGAACAGAUAUAGUGAAUGCAGGGUCCAGGGAGACCAGAUAUACUGAAUGCAGGGUCCAGGGAGAGCAGAUAUAGUGAAUGCAGGGUCCUGGGAGACCAGAUAUAGUGAAUGCGGGGUCCUGGGAGACCAGAUAUAGUGAAUGCAGGGUCCGGGGAGACCAGAUAUAGUGAAUGCAGGGUCCGGGGAGACCAGAUAUAGUGAAUGCAGGGUCCGGGGAGACCAGAUAUAGUGAAUGCAGGGUCCGGGGAGACAAGAUAUAGUGAAUGCAGGGGUCCGGGGAGACCGGAUAUAGUGAAUGCAGGGUCUGGGGAGAGCAGAUAUAGUGAAUGCAGGGGUCCGGGGAGACCAGAUAUAGUGAAUGCAGGGUCCGGGGAGACCAGAUAUAGUGAAUUCAGGAUCCGGGGAGACCGGAUAUAGUGAAUGCAGGGUCCCGGGGAGACCGGAUAUAGUGAAUGCAGGGUCCGGGGAGACUAGAUAUAGUGAAUGCA